Messenger RNA from Hippopotamus amphibius kiboko, 2930 nucleotides. It is a transcript of the gene SMAP2, whose product is annotated as small ArfGAP2. The transcript is spliced from 10 exons. Gene Ontology annotation, molecular function: GTPase activator activity. NCBI's taxonomy places the organism in Eukaryota, Metazoa, Chordata, Mammalia, Artiodactyla, Hippopotamidae. The record is from RefSeq and is a predicted model, not a curated record. The coding region runs from base 401 to 1690 and encodes 429 amino acids.
GAGCUGCCGGAAGUAGGCGGCGGAGCUGGUGGCAGAGCAGGCGGCAGCUGCCAGGGAAACCGAGGCGCGGGACGCACGGCCCUUAGACAGGCAGGCCGGGGGGUCGUCUCUGCGCCCGGCACGCAGGAGGCCCGGGCGCCCGCCUCGCCUGGGCUGAGGGUCCCUGCCUGGACCCGGGCCUUUCCCUGAGCCCGCCAGGGGGCGCCGCGCUGAGGGGGCUGCAGAGUGGGGGGCGGGCGCGGCUGACGCGAGGAGGGGCGCAGGGCCGGGGGCGCGGGCUCUCCCCCGCUCAGGAGGUGCCCCUGGGCGGGGGGCCGGGGGUCCUCCCCUCCGGGCUGAGGCAGGGGUUUUUGGGGGCGAGGAGGGCGCGCAGCCCUCUGCCCCCGCCGGCACCCUGGCCAUGACGGGCAAAUCGGUGAAGGACGUGGAUCGGUACCAGGCGGUCCUGGCCAACCUGCUGCUGGAGGAGGAUAACAAGUUCUGUGCGGACUGCCAGUCUAAAGGGCCACGAUGGGCCUCCUGGAACAUCGGUGUGUUCAUCUGCAUUCGAUGUGCGGGAAUCCACAGGAAUCUCGGGGUGCACAUAUCCAGGGUAAAGUCAGUUAACCUCGACCAGUGGACUCAAGAACAGAUCCAGUGCAUGCAAGAGAUGGGGAAUGGAAAGGCAAACCGACUUUAUGAAGCCUACCUGCCUGAGACCUUUCGGCGACCUCAAAUAGACCCAGCUGUCGAGGGAUUUAUUCGAGAUAAAUAUGAGAAGAAGAAAUACAUGGACCGGAGCCUGGACAUCAAUGCCUUUAGGAAAGAAAAAGAUGACAAGUGGAAAAGAGGGAGUGAACCAGCUCCAGAGAAAAAAAUGGAACCUGUUGUUUUUGAGAAAGUUAAAAUGCCACAGAAAAAAGAAGAUCCACAGCUACCUCGGAAAAGUUCCCCGAAAUCCACAGCACCUGUCAUGGAUUUGUUGGGCCUUGAUGCUCCUGUGUCCUGCUCCAUUGCAAAUAGUAAGACCAGUAAUACCCUAGAGAAGGAUUUAGAUCUUUUGGCCUCUGUUCCAUCUCCCUCUUCUUCGGUUUCCAUAAAGGUUGUAGGUUCCAUGCCAACCGCAGGGAGUGCUGGCUCUGUUCCCGAAAACCUGAACCUGUUUCCAGAGCCAGGGAGCAAAUCAGAAGAAACAGGCAAGAAGCAGCUCUCGAAGGACUCCAUCCUGUCACUGUACGGAUCCCAGGCUCCCCAGAUGCCUGCCCAAGCAAUGUUCAUGGCUCCUGCUCAGAUGGCGUACCCCACAGCCUACCCCAGCUUCCCUGGGGUCACACCUCCUAACAGCCUAAUGGGGGGCAUGAUGCCCCCACCAGUAGGCAUGGUGGCUCAGCCAGCAGCUUCUGGGAUGGUUGCCCCCAUGGCCAUGCCUGCAGGCUACAUGGGCGGCAUGCAGGCAACCGUGAUGGGUGUGCCAAACGGAAUGAUGACCACCCAGCAGGCCGGCUACAUGGCAGGCAUGGCAGCUAUGCCUCAGACCAUGUAUGGGGUUCCGCCAGCACAGCAGCUGCAGUGGAACCUUACUCAGAUGACCCAGCAGAUGGCUGGGAUGAACUUCUGUGGCGCCAACGGCAUGCUGAGCUACGGACAGUCCAUGAACGGUGCAAACGGACAGGCAGCAAAUCAGACUCUCAGCCCUCAGAUGUGGAAAUAAACACAGCACACCUGGAUGACUGCCACUCUCCCCAGCACCCCUCCCCAUGUUGCCUCUUUCCCCAACUCCUCCCCCCACCCUCUUCCCCUUUCCUACCUCUCUCUGUUUGGUUUAGAAAUUGCUCAACCCGUCACUUGGGACUUGGCAUUCUGCCCAGCCCAGCCAUGUCCCAAACACUCGGACCUCUCUGUUGCUUCCUGUGUCCCCCAGCCAUCCUGACUCCUUCCCUCGCCUCAGCCCUGGUCCUCUUCUGGCACCAGCACCUUAGGAACUGUUGGCAGAAGGCACUUAGACUGCAGGAUACAUGUGCACACCUUUCCCACAAGGUGAAACCUCCUAUCAGGCACAGAAAGGUCUGUAGAGGGUGUGUUUUAGGCAAAGAGGGGAGGGUUUAGAGGUCCUUCUAUACCUGUUGAUAAGCUAUUUCCAUAUGUUUAAAUUUUGGGGGGAAAGGGAGGCGUCAUGCCCCCCUGAUUUAUGGGAAUGAAGAAAGUAAUGAAAUCAAAUGAAAUACUACUUGGGUCUUAGAGCAGGUUGGCCCUAGCCCUGCGGCGAGGCAAACCCCUUCCUAUGAGGACGUGCAAAAGCAUGAGUCUCCUUUGUCCUGAAUUGCUUUCUGGAUCUGAGGCUUCAGAACUUGCUGCUUGGGCCAGCCUUGAUCAGCACCAAAGGCUCUCCAAAGUCCCGCACAGAAACACACACCACGUUCCCUGCCUCCUUCCUGCCUUCAGUAGGAUCUGGCUUUGUGGCCUCCGGACCAGCCCCUCCGGUGGGAAUGCAGAGCUUAACGUGUGUCGUGCUUAUGCGUACGUGUGGAUUCCACCCCCCACUCCCUCCCCAUCUGCUCUGGGUGUUUUUGUUUUUGUUUUUAGUUUUAGGUUUACAACAGAGAGGAGUUAAUUUAUCAACAGCCUAAACUGUUGCCAGUUUUUCUUCAGUUAAAACAAAUUUACCAUCCCAUUGGUGGCUCCCUUCCUCCUUUCCCCUCUCCGGCCCACCGAUCGCUCUCACCUGCCGGUGUGUCCAGGCUGUCCUGUGUCCCCACCUGUCCAGGUGUAUGAGGCAGAGCACCUGGGCAGCUUUCCUCCCAGUCAUUGUUCACCCCACUUGAAUAUUAAAGCAAGAAGACUUUGCUUAAAAGAUUUCAUCUAUGGGAACCACAACUGGUUGCCUUUCUCCUGUGUAUGUGUAAAUUCCUUAAUAAAUAUUGCAGGGAAGGACCACUCGCUUGCUGUCACUG